This is a messenger RNA of Nematolebias whitei (Rio pearlfish), 1938 nucleotides long. RefSeq names its product zinc finger protein 771. Lineage: Eukaryota; Metazoa; Chordata; Actinopteri; Cyprinodontiformes; Rivulidae. The transcript has 3 exons. The coding region runs from base 154 to 1521 and encodes 455 amino acids. The record is from RefSeq and is a predicted model, not a curated record. Gene Ontology annotation, molecular function: RNA polymerase II cis-regulatory region sequence-specific DNA binding; DNA-binding transcription factor activity, RNA polymerase II-specific. Gene Ontology annotation, cellular component: nucleus. Gene Ontology annotation, biological process: central nervous system development; regulation of transcription by RNA polymerase II.
CGGCGGAAGUUUAGAAGGCAGCAACAUUAGCAUUAGCUUUGUGUGCUAUCUGAGAUGAAUAUUUGAAAGUUUUUUGGUUUUUCUUUGCGUGAUGGCCACCAUCUUAUUGCGCCGCUAAAACGUUCGGGCCCAACUGGGCCGUGUCAGAACCGGAUGUUAAGAAAAGAAGCGCAGAGUGGUGACAUGUCUGUUUCCUCCUGUACAGAGCCUCCACAGCAACAUGUUUCUAAGGAGGAGGUUCUGAUGGACCAGGAGGAGCCAGAACCUCCUGAAGUCAAAGACAUUCAGGUUGAAUUCUGGACCAGGCAGGAGGUUGAGCAUUUUUUACUGAAGGAGGAGACUGAUUCCUUUCUGAUGCCUGGGAACACAUGUGAAGAAACAUCUGGAGUUUGUGACAAAAGCAGGGUCCAGUUCCAGGAGGUGCUGGAUGGUCAACAUGGAUCGGUUCAGAAGAACUUCCAUACAGCAGAACUGGAGCAAGAUGUUCUGAUGGACCAUCAGCUCUGUAACCAGGAGAAGAACUGCAGAAUGGACCAGGAGGAAUUAGAUUCUCCACAGAUUAAAGAAGAACCAGAUCCUUUAGAGAUUAAGGGAGAACCAGAACCUCCACGGGUUAAAGAAGAACAGGAAGAGCUCCGUGUCAGUCAGGAUGAAGAGCCGUCUGUUUUAGAAGAGACUGAAACCUUUAUGGCAACUCCUACCUUCGAGGAAAGUGACCAGAGUGAACCAGAACCAAACGAGGACCAGCACCACUCUCACGUGUCUGCUGUAAAAGAGAUCCAGGAUGAAGGAAGCAACAAGGCAGAACCAGGUCCAAAUCAGAAUUUAAUCAAACAUGACAUUUGUCAGAACAAGUCCUCAUUGAAGAAUCAUGGCAGACUUCAUGCUGGUGAGGAACCGGACCUCAGAACCACAGGUGGACACGCAGAGGAGAGGAAACCGUACUCUUGUGACAGCUGUGGCAAAAGUUUUUCUCACUUAUCAUCAUUGAACCGUCAUAGAAACAUUCACACACCGGACAAAGCUUAUUCCUGCAAAUUAUGUGAUAAAACGUUCAAAAAGAACAGCCUCUUGUUGUCCCACAUUAGAACUCACAACAACAAACGUCUGUAUUCAUGCGAAGAAUGCGGUAAACGUUUUGAAUACCUUAGCGUUUUGGCUCGCCACAUGAGAAGUCACACAGGUGAGAAACCGUACUCGUGCAAAGCGUGCGGGAAGACGUUCAGCCUCGAGGGCAACCUGUUGCGACACAUGAGAACGCGCACAGGUGAGAAACAGUAUUCUUGCAAAGAAUGUGGGAAGAGUUUCAGUCAGAUUAGUAAUUUGUCGUCACACAUGAUGAUUCACACAGGUGAGAAACCGUUCGCUUGCGAUGAGUGUGGGAAGAGUUUUAAUCAAAAGAGUAACUUUUUGACCCACAUGAGAACUCACACAGGUGAGAAACCAUAUUCCUGCAAAGAUUGUGACAAAUGUUUUAGACAGAAAAAUGACUUGUUGACUCAUAUGAGGACUCACACUUGAAGCUGCGUUCACUCUGUAGACCUUAAUGUAUCGGGGCCCGAGAUGGAGUAGAGGUAAGGCAGCCGACUUGGGACCAGAAAGUUGCAGGUUCAACUCCCUGCCAUGCCCACCCAAUCCCCAACUGCCCCCUGGGCCCCCACAUGGUCAUCCACCGCCCCACAUGGGUGCACCCCACGCACGAUGGGUCAAAUGCAGAGCACCAACCUCAUCACUGAAUAGAAACAGACAGUGAUGACACCACACAGCGCUUUAAUGCUCAUUCCAAUGUUUUGCACAGAUUCAAUGUUUUUAUGUGUGGUCGUUCUCAUUCGUAUUAAAAUGGUCCUCCAUCAGACUCCAGCAUGAACCAGUUGCAGUUCUGAGGUGACCCACAUGUGCAGAAGAACACGUGACAUCACACGCAGCACACUGAGGUAA